This is a messenger RNA of Adineta steineri, 1788 nucleotides long. Lineage: Eukaryota; Metazoa; Rotifera; Eurotatoria; Adinetida; Adinetidae. The record is from the annotation of a GenBank genome assembly.
AUGACUAAUGAUGGAGAUAUACAAUUAGAUGCUCGACGACAAUUUCAACGUUUACGUAAUCUAUUUCUUGGUCCUUCAAAUAAUGAACGAAAAUCAACUAUUUCUCUAUCAACUUCAUCACUUGUUCCAAUACUUGAUGUAAAUACUUUUGUCAAUGCUGCCCAAGAUAAGGAUACUGACACAUUACACAAGUAUUUGCUUGCAGGUUUCCCACCAGAUCAACCAGAUCCUUCCACAAAAGCGACAGCAUUGCAUGUAGCUGUUGAAUCAGCUAAUAUACGUGCUGUUCAGAUGUUAAUCCAAGCCGGUGCACAACUCAAUGCAGCUGAUAUAAGUUCUUCAACACCGCUUCAUAUUGCUGCUUAUAUGGGCUAUGAAGAAAUUGUACAAAUGCUUUUGUCUCAUGGUGCUGAUAUGUAUAAACAAGAUAAUACUGGUCGAAAUUCUUUUCAUCUAGCUGUAUCUACAGGAAAUAUUCGAUUAAUUCAACAUUUUAUUUCAACAGCUGAUACCGAACAUAGUAUUAUUCAUAAACCUGAUGCGUACGGUCAGAAUUGGACACCUUUAAUGUGUGCUUGUGCUAGUAAUCAUCCAACAAUAUGUGCAUUUCUUUUAUCACAUAAUGCUGAUCUAUGUGCAACCAAUGAUCGUCAUAUGACAGCAUUUCAUAUUGCUGCAUUUCUUGGUUCAUUACCAGUUCUUCAAGAACUUCUAACAUCAUCAUCAUCAUCAUCAUCAAAUGAUGAAAUAAUACUAAAAGCACUUAAUCAAGGUGAUAAUCGAAAUCAAACACCAUUAUUCUACGCAUGUAUAGAAGGUCAUCUUGAUGUCGCAUUAACAUUACUUCGUGCUGGUGCUAAUGCUUAUCAUCUAGACAAUAAUGAUCAAACAUGUUUACAUGCUAUGAUAUCAUCAACUAUUAUGUUAAAACGACAUAUUCGUUUAUUUUAUUGUUUUAUUCAGUAUGUUGAUUAUCGUCAUAAUCAAGAUAAUCUUGGUCGAACAUUACUUGAUCUUGCUUAUGUAAAUCAAUUAAAAUCAAUUAUUUAUUUAUUAAUCUUACUUAAUUAUAAAGUAAAUCCUGAUAUUAUUUUUGAUAAUGAACAAAUUGAUAAUCGUACAUAUCAGAAUGAUAAACAAAUUCUUUCUCUUCGUCAUAUAUGUAUACUUCAUUUUAAACAUUCAAUUAUUUAUCAUCGAAAUCAACGACAAUCAACACAACAUGAUUUACUUGAAAAUGCUUUAAAACAAAUAUUUCAUAUUGAAUCCAAUAAGAAUUUAAUAAAUCUAAAAGAAAAUAAUUCAAAUGAUUAUUCUCCUAGUAAAUCAUUAGAUGAUAUAUCACUUUUACAGCAACAACAACACUCAAGUAAAUAUCAAAAAAAUGUUAAAUCAACAAAAAAUCAAGAUAAAAAAAUGAGAAAAACAUCUACUAUUUUUUCAACAACAACAUCAUCAUCGUCAUCGUCAACAAAUAAAUGGCCAUCACAAAUUGAUUUACAACCGACACAUUCAACAUGGUCGGUAUUAACACAUAAAUUAAAAGGUCAACGUUUAUUACCUACGCCAACAAAUACGCCACAAAUAGCUUUAAGACAACAAACAAAUUCAGUACAGUCAUCAAGAAUAAAUCCAAUGACACAUUUAGCAUUAAAAAUUUUAACAUCUCCAAAAAAACUUCAUAGUCUACUUGAUUUUCCUUCAUUAAAUAAUAACCAAUUAGUUAAUGAAGAUUUAAAAAUGUCAAUGAUUAUAUAUAAUUUAUUAGAUACAAAUUCAUCAAAUUAG